UUUGGGCCAAGGACUGGGUGUGUUGAGGGGCAGAAACUGGAGGAUCAGGAGAGAUGGGCUGUGAAGAGGAUAAGGAAAAGGUUGGGACCAGUAUCGCAGUACAUGGUUGAAGGGAGUAAUCGUAAUGUAGGAAAGGAUAGGAUUUUAAACAGUAGUGUUGCUGUCUUAAUCACCAUUAAUACUGUAUCAUAUUGUGCUGUGUUUAUUGUCCAUGCUAUUUAUUACAAAAAUGAAUUGUCUGAUGGGUGUCAGGUUCAUGGAUUUGGGUAAGGCAGUGUCUGCUGUGAAAAGAGACUGGGCUGUUAAGGAUCUUUGUGUGUGUUUUUGUAGGGGGAGGUGAAAGUGACAUUAUGGGGUGAGAACUGGAGCAGAAGCAGGGGGAACAGAAGUUUAUGGGCUACUAAGGGAGAUGUGGAAAUGUAUUGGGGAGAGGUUGAGGCAAUUGACAGGUGUGUAUAGGCAGCACUGGGUUUAAUACUCCUACACACAUAUGUAGUUACUGGGUAGAGUGGAAGAAGAACUGAAGGCAACUGAAAAAAGCUAGGGAGAUAUUUGGAAAAGGGAGAGGCGGGUGAGACAGCAAAAAAGGAGGAUGUGACAGAUGAGGAAGAAGGUGCUGAAGGGAUGUCCUUUGUUGUCUUUGUUGGGGAGCAGCACUCUGGAAAAGAUGGCGGAUGUUGAUGUUUGUGCUGGUGGGGAUAGCACCAGAAGAAAAAUGGAUGCUCUAACAGAUAGCGCAGCUGAGAUCGUUCCGUUGGAGCUCUAUGAUUCAGCUCGAGCAAAAAUAGCUGCUAAUCUACAAUGGAUCUGUGCUAAAGCCUAUGGAAUAGAUAACAUCCCAGAUGAACUGAAGGACCCAUUUUAUAUAGAUCAGUACGAGGAAGAACAUAUCAAGCCACCUGUCAUCAAGCUGUUGCUGUCCAGCGAGCUCUACUGCCGUGUCUGCAGCCUCAUUCUGAAAGGGGAUCAGGUGGCUGCUCUGCAGGGACACCAGCCGGUCAUCCAGGCUCUGUCUCGGAAAGGGAUUUACGUCAUGGAGAGUGAUGAUACACCUGUGUCUGAAUUGGAUCUCAGCUGUGCGCCAAUCAAAAUGAGUCCUCACAUGGCAAUGAUUGAUGCCCUCAUGAUGGCCUACACUGUGGAAAUGAUCAGCAUAGAGAAGGUGGUAGCAAGUGUCAAAUGUUUUUCUACAUUUAGUGCCUCAAAGGAAUUGCCCUAUGAUCUGGAGGAUGCAAUGAUAUUCUGGAUUAAUAAGGUGAACCUGAAAAUGAGAGAGAUAACAGAAAAAGAAGUCAAACUAAAACAGCAUUUAUUGGAAAGCCCAGGUCACCAAAAGGUACGUUAUCGCCGAGAUCACCUUUCAAAUAGACAGUUACCAUUUUUCCCAUUGCUUGAAGACUUGAUGAAGGACUGCAGUGAUGGAGCUGCUUUAUUGGCUGUGAUACAUUAUUAUUGUCCCGAACAUAUGAAGCUAGAUGAGAUCUGCCUAAAAGAGGUAACAUCGAUUGCUGACAGCAUCUAUAACAUCCAGCUGCUUCGGGAAUUCUCAAAUGAAUAUCUUAGCAAAUGUUUUUACCUCACACUGGAGGACAUGCUGUAUGCGCCUUUGGUCCUAAAGCCCAACAUGAUGGUCUUCAUCGCUGAAUUAUUCUGGUGGUUUGAGAAUGUUAGGCCAGACUUUGUGCAGCCCAGGGACCUCCAAGAAGUAAAAGAUGCAAAAACAAUGUUGCAGCAGAAGAGUAGCUGCCUGCCUGUUCCUAUUUCCAACGCAACGAAACGCAGUUUCAUGGUGAAUCCAGCUGCUUCCAGUUCAGCUGAUGUACAACUCCCAGUUCAGCUCCCUUUGGAGUCUUGCAACAGGUAUUCCCUGCAUCCUGAAGAAUUUGAGUAUCUCGGAAAAGGAAACCCUGCCUUCAGCCCAUCCCAUCCAUUGCUGCCUUUGAGACAAAAACAACAGAAGUCCCUGCAGGGGGAGGACAGUUCAGAUCAACGGCAUCGUUCUAAUUCAUUGACAAGAGUAGAUGGGCAGCCACGGGAGUCAAUCCUUGCAUGGCCAGAGAAGAAGCAAAGACCUGUUUCUCAGCCAGCACCAUUUGCACUUCAUUAUGCUGCAAGCAGUGAUGCAGACCCCAGUUCUGGUGACAGCAUUAGCUUGGCUCGGUCAAUCAGCAAGGACAGCCUAGCAUCAAACAUUGUCAACAUCACUCCAAAACAGCAGCCUCAGUCUGCACCAGUGAAAAGUGAUGGGAAAAGUUUGCUGAACAAUGUAGAAAUAGAGGAUGAGGAUGAGGAUGAAGAAUUGAUCGCAGUAAUCUGCCCAGAUGCUACACUGAACCAUGGCAACCUGGAACUUCAGAGUGUGCCAGCUAGAUCACCUAGUCAAGUUGCAACUGCAUGGGCUCAGAAAUCACAAAGCGAAGCCUGCAAAAGCAAGACAGAUAGCUUUUUCCUUGAGCCUUUAAUGCCUGCUAUUCUACGACCAGCAAAGGAAAAGCAAUCCAUCAAUAAGGAGGAUGAAUGUGGGGAAGGAAAGAAGAGAGGCUUUGUAUCAAAGAGAGUGAGUGAGGGGCCCAUGGCUUUAGUCCGUAAGAAAGCCAAUAAUAAUCAUGCAGAUCACAUCCUCAGCAGAACUUCUAGUUCAGAAUUAUCAGCAGUUGCUGGUUCCAGCAUAGCAGAUCCGUCAGUGCACUCAGAAGUCAGAGUAGAGCCCUUCCAUCCCCAGACAAUUAGUAGCUUAGAUACUUCAUCUCUAGAACAGUCCGCCACCAAAGCACACGAGGAUAUAGCUUGCAGUACAAAUGUUGGCUACAUGAAAAGUCCAAAUUCUCGCAUUGCAGACACCUCAUGGACAAUGAUCAGGCAAGAUUCUGAUUCAGACAUUCUGGAUAUGGAGGAAGUCGAACAAGAUUUAGUGUCAGACGACCAUCCAAUAAUUGCCAAGUAUAUAGGAGAAGAGGAAUCAGCAAAGCUGCAAGAAGACAUGAAGGAUAAAGAACAUGAGGAUAAAGAUGAUGCCAGUGGACGUUCAAGUCCAUGCCUAAGUACUAUUUCUCAGUUAAGCAGCUCAUCCGUGACCAGUGGGAGUGCCAGAAUGACUAACUUUGCUGAACGGAAGCUUCAUAGAUUGAACAACUAUGAAACAAAAUCCAGCACAAGCAGCUCACAGAAGACCACACCAGAUGGAUCAGAGUGUUGUCCUGCCCUGUUGACCACAUGGAAGCAGAAGAGGGAGCAAAGCCCCAACAGGCAGAGCAAAGAUAAUGUUAACCUGCUGGCUUCUGAACUGGUCCAGCUUCAUAUGCAGCUGGAGGAGAAGCGGAGAGUGAUAGAGGCUCAGAAGAAGAAGAAGGAGGUGUUGUCGGCCAGGCAGCGGUUAAAACUCGGCAAGGCAGCAUUCUUGGGUGUGGUGAAGAAAGGGAAAGGGGCUGAAGUUGCUCAGCCACUUAAGCCAGAGCACUUCACGAAGGAGUAUUCAAGACACAAUGGGGAAGGCUUGGAUGCUACUUUGAACUCUGAAUCUGAGGCCAUCUUCAUGAAAGAGGAAGGAGAUGAAGAGACUCUUGAUGCUCUUGAAGUGCCCAAAGUAAAGGCCCAAGAAACUGUUGCUUUCAUUGAGCAAAACAAUCCAAAAGAACCCAGUAUACAUGAAAUAGAGAAAAAUAAAAUGAUUUCUGCUGCACUUCUAGAAGAGAACAUCGAAUCUUCUGAAUGUGAUCUCCCCAUUGAGAAACUAAAUGAAGUGAUCAGUGCCCUCCGGCAAGAUAUCCUGAAGAUUUCUCGGCAACAAGAGCUUCUCAUGAAACGGCCAACGGUAUCGUCACUGAGAGGCGUCUCUCAGGACCAAAAGAUAAAAGCACCAGUUCAUUUUGUUGAAGCUCUGUCUCCUACUGACAUGAGUAGUCUCCCUAAGCCACCAUGUCUCAGUCAAGGACGGAGUCCUCACUCGGGGAGACCAUCUGAACUGAAAGAGGGUAAGGAGCGUCAGCAAGCCAUGAUGCACAUCAAAACCCUGACUCCUAGCACUGACACCUUGCCACACUUAAGGCAGUUCACAUCAAACAAUUCAUCCAAGUCCCCGAGUGAAGCUACUGUCGAAAAUAAUUUUGACCUGGACAGCACUAGAGAGAAACAGCGAGCAGGAUUUACCCUGUCCACUUCCAAAGACACAAUUAUCCUCUCUGAGGCUCUCAAAGAUGUGAAUAGUAACAUAGAAGACAUUAGCUGUGCUUCUUGUGAUAGCUCAAGGAAAGAGAACAUCCCAACAGAGGAGUCCACGAGAAGCAAAGGUAGUCUUAUUGAAGUAGACCUGUCCAAUUUAAAAGCCCCAGAUGAAGGAGGAGAAGAUGAAAGCCAGGACAACGCCACAUGCCUGAUUGGUGAAAUUGAUCAGAAGUCAGGAGUUAUUAUUUUCUUUAAGGAUGGGCAGAAAGCAGAAGAUGAGCUUGCAAAGAAACGUGCCGCUUUCCUCUCGAAGCAGCAGCGCAAAGCUGAAGAGACACGCCUUAGGAAACUGCAGUUUGAAGCAGAGGCUGAACUAAAGAGAGAUGAAGCUCGUCGUAAAGCUGAAGAAGACCGCAUACGGAAGGAAGAAGAGAGAGCCCGGAGAGAGCUCAUCAAACAAGAACACUUGAGAAGAAAGCACCAGCAAAACUUGGAAGAACAAGGCCGUGGGAAGCCCAAGCCCAAGCCCAAGCCCAAGCAGCCUAGGCCAAUAUCUGUUCAUCAGGAAGAAUCCUAUAGCAAUUUGGAAAGAAAGUGUUCUUCUAUCCCUGAUAAUCUAAGUAGUGCUCAGUCGGGUUCUAGCCUGUCUUUGGCAUCGGCAACAACAACUGAACCUGAAAGUGUUAAUUCUGGUGGCGCACCUUCCAAACGAGUGAAAUCAAUGGAAACCUUGCCCAUAUUGAGCAGGAACCCAAGUCGAAACAUGGAGAGAGACUGGGAAAGCACCUCAGCAGCCUCUUCAGUUGCAUCAGUAGCAGAAUAUACUGGUCCAAAGAUGUUUAAAGAACCCUGUGGCAAGUCAAACAAAUCAAUUAUCCACAAUGCUAUUUCCCACUGCUGUCUUGCUGGAAAAGUGAAUGAGCCUCACAAGAAUUCUAUACUGGAGGAGCUCAAGAAGUGUGAUGCCAAGCACUACAUUAUUUUGUUCCGUGAUGCUGGCUGCCAGUUCAGAGCACUUUAUUGUUUCUAUCCUGAAACAGAAGAAAUCCACAAGCUGACAGGAACAGGGCCAAAGAGCAUCACUAAGAAAAUGAUUGACAAGCUUUAUAAAUAUAGCUCGGACAGGAAGCAAUUUAAUAUCAUUCCAGCCAAAACCAUGUCUGCCUGUGUAGAUGCUCUGACUAUUCACAACAAUCUGUGGCAGCCCAAACAACCUGUAGUGCCAAAGAAGACUCAAACUCACAAAUGACAUUACAGUUCAGUGGGAGACUAUUGUAGAUUUCAUCGCUGGGGAGAAAUGAGUUUCCUCACCCUCUCUCUGGUUUGGGUAUGAAAUGAGCAGAACCAUAAUCCCUUUUUUAAAAAAAGAAAAGAAAGAGGCUUAUUCAACGUGGAUGCAAGGAAAGAAUGAAGGAACAGCUUCAGUGUUCUUUUUGUUUGUUUGUUUUUGGUAUGAAUGAUAAAAUGGCUGUUAUACCCAUUGAUAACCAGGGAGGCUUUUCACAUGAGGGAAGGUGCAUGUAAGAAGAAUGGAUUUCUUUUUACUUGAAGUUCUUCAUUGGUACAGAUUGGGACAUCUUUUCUUGUUCCUCUCCUUCCCGCAAUCACUCUUGGAAGAAGCUGGAGAACAAGAAACUGGGCACUGUGGCAGGUUUUCAAGGAAUAUCUUUUAGACUCUGGAGACUUGAUAACAUACAAACAAUUGGUACUUGUCCCUACUGCCAAACCAGGCUCUGACUUGUGGAAGGAAAAGGAAAACACUCCAACCCGAGCCCCUUGCUGCUCAGAACCAAGUUUACCUAAAGUAUCAAAUCAUUUUUAAAAGCACUGAAAACUCUAAAAUUCGCCUUUUUUAAAAAAGAAAGAAAAUGGAGGACUUAUGCAAAUAAUCAUGGCUGAACAUUUCUGCAACGCAAUCAUGAAGAGGCAAACAGGUGCUACUUGUUGGAAUAUUCCCAAUUUGAAACUUGAGGCAAGCUGAAUGGAGUACAGUCAACAUUGCUUUUCUGUUUCAAGUAGUAUCCUAACAGGAUUUUUUUUGUCUUUUUAAUAAAGACAGAUUUUAUUGAAAUAGUAGAACAUCUUCACUCAGAGCAUGUUACUCCUGUAUAAUGGUGCACUUAAUGAUCACAAAUUUUAAUGCUCUUAAAUUAUGUCCUGAAAUGUAAUUUUCAUUUGUUUUGUCUUUUCUUUUUGCUUUGAAUGAGUACCAUGCUCUAAAAUGGAGUGUGUUUUUUGUUGUUGUUCUUUGUUGUUUCAACUUUUUUCUUUUGUGGCAAGAGUAUAUACUAAUAAAGGAUAAAAUAAACCAGUUUCCAUAUACUAACAAUUUUCAAACCUGCAUUUUGUUUUUUCGAAGGCUCAAUCUGAUGGUUUGUUUUCCUUUUCCAUAUUGAAAUAUUGAAUAAUAAUAAUAAUAAUAAUAAUGUAUUUAUACCCAGCCCAUCUGGCUGGAUUUCCCCAGCCACUCUGGGAGGCUUCCAACAAAAUAUUAAAAUACAGUAGUCCAUCAAACAUUAAAAGCUUCCCUAAACAGGACUGCCUUCAGAUGUCUUCUAAAAGUCUGGUAGUUGUUGUUCUCUUUGACAUCUGGUGGGAGGGCGUUCCACAGGGUGGGUGCCACUACUAAGAAGGCCCUCUGCCUGGUUCCCUGUAACUUGGCUUCUCGCAGUGAGGGAACUGCCAGAAGGUCUUCUGCGUCUGGGCAGAACGAUGGGGGUGGAGACGCUCCUUUGGGUAUACAGUGGUAACUCGGGUUACAAACGCUUCAGGUUACAAAUGCUUCAGGUUACAGACUCUGCUAACCCAGAAAUAGUACCUCGGGUUAAGAACUUUGCUUCAGGUUGAGAACGGAAAUUGUGCUCUGGCGGUGCGGCGGCAGCAGGAGCCCCCAUUAGCUAAAGUGGUGUCUCAGGUUAAGAACAGUUUCAGGUUAAGAAUGGACCUCCGGAAUGAAUUAAGUUCUUAACCAGAGGCACCACUAUACUGGAUCGAGGCCAUUUAGGGCUUUAAAGGUCAGCACCAACACUUUGAAUUGUGCUUGGAAACGUACUGGGAGCCAAUGUAGGUCUUUCAAGACCGGUGUUAUGUGGUCUCAGCGGCCGCUUCCAGUCACCAGUCUAGCUGCCGCAUUCUGGGUUAGUUGUAGUUUCCAGGUCACCUUCAAAGGUAGCCCCACGUAGAGUGCAUUGCAGUAGUCCAAGCGAGAGAUAACUAGAGCAUGCACCACUCUGGCGAGACAGUCUGUGGGCAGAUAGGGUCUCAGCCUGUGUACCAGAUGGAGCUGGUAAACAGCUGCCCUGGACACAGAAUUGACCUGCGCCUCCAUGGACAGCUGUGAGUUUAAAAUGACUCCCAGGCUGCACACCUGGUCCUUCAGGGGCACAGUUACCCCAUCAGGACCAGGGAGUCCACACCUGCCUGCCUCCUGUCCCCCACAAACAGUACUUCUGUCUUGUCAGGAUUCAACCUCAAUCUCUUGGCCGCCAUCCAUCCUCCAACCACCUCCAGACACUCACACAGGACCUUCACCGCCUUCACUGGUUCUGAUUUGAAAAGAGGUAGAGCCCAAACCCCCUGAUAAUCUCUCCCAGAGGCUGCAUGUAGAUGUUGAAAAGCAUGUGGGAGAGGAACCCACAAGUGAGAGCCCAGGGGUCUGAACACUCACCCCCCCCCCCACUUUCUGAACACAGCCCAGGAGGAAGGAGCGGAACCACUGCAUGGCAGUGCCCCCUGCUCCCAGCCCCUCUAGACGGUCCAGAAGGAUGUUAUGGUUGAUGGUAUCAAAAGCCACUAAGAGAUCCAACAGAAGUAGGAAACAGCACUCACCUUUGUCCCUAGCCCGCUGGAGAUCAUCGACCAGUGCGACCAAGGCAGUAUCAGCCCCAUGAUGAGGCCUGAAUCCCAACUGGAAGGGAACCAAAUGGCCCGCUUCUUCCAGGUGUGCUUGGAGUUGUUCAGCAACCACUCGCUCAAUCACCUUGCCCAAGAAUGGAAGAUUUGAGACUGGGCGAUAGUUGGCCAUACUGGCCGCGUCUAAGGAUAGUUUUUUAAGAAGCAGUUUGAUAACAGCCUCUUUCAGCGGGUCUGGGAAGGCUCCCUCACAGAGAGAAGCAUUCACCACCCCACGAAGCCUAUUGCCCAGCCCUUCCCAGCUAGCUUUUAUAAGCCAGGAUGGGCAAGGGUCAAGGAGACAGGUGGUUGGUUUCACUCGUCCAAGCAGCCUGUCCACAUCCUCAGAGGUAACAGAUUGGAAUUGAUUCCACGCAACUUGACUAGGCAGGACUCUAGCACUCUCCCGCCCUGGCCCUGCUCCCACUCUUUCCAAAUCCGAGCGACUUUAUCUGCAAAAAACUUAGCAAAAUCAUCGCAGGAGAUCUGUUAUGACCUUAAGGCUGUUUGUUUUCCCCACUACAAAAAAUAACUUGUUUGUGUCUAUGUCUAAUGAGGGCCAUUUUGAUUACUGAUAAUUAUAAAGCAUGUCUGUUCGCUCCCCACCCCCAAGCUCACUCUGACUCAGCUGCCCAGAAAUUUAUUUUUAGGUUACGACUUUGGUUUGCACAUAUUUUACUUCUACUUGAAGUGUUACUUGAAUGUGUUUAGUGUACGGCAGCCCAGCCAGAUGGGCUUGGUAUACCGGUAAAUAAUAAAAUAAUUAUUAUUCUUAGUGCAAAGGAUACUAUGCCAACAUUAGAGAUUGAACAGUUGAAACUCCAAAACACAGUCCAGUGUAAUUUUGUAAUUAAUCUAGACAUAAUAAUAAUUGGAAUUAAAGUGAGUUUUGUACAGAAGUGGUGAGAGAGAGGGUAGUGAAUACUAACUAGAGAAAUAAGAAUGAAGGUCUAUUGCAGUCUUAUUGGUUCCAUCCCCUUGCAGUACAUUUAGGUCAGCUGUACAUUUUAUUUAAUAGUUGGCUACCCUGUAAGAAAGGAGAUGCUUUAUUAUUUCUAAAAGUAUUCAACACUGUCAUGAGUGUAACUUUUUUCUGUUACAUGCUUUAUUUCUGACUGUUUGAUAUUAUACAACAUAUUUAUUUUAUGGAAGCACUGAAUCUUAAUAAAAACCAUCACCUAAUUUUUGUUAUUCCAUGCAUCAUCUUUGUUGUUUCUGUUGGACGCCUCCCUUAUGCUGAGACACAGACACAUGGCUUUAUUGGUGUGCUUUGCAUUUUGUUUGAAGUGGUUCUUAAACUAGGGAUUGGGAACCUGAGGCACUCCAGAUGCUAUUGGACUCCAACUCCCACCCACCCCAGCCAGCAUGGGUAGCAGUCAGAGUCAGGGAUGAUAAGAGUUGUAACUGAGCAAUAUCUGAAGGACCACAAAGUUGUCGUCCCCCCCCCCCCAUUAAAGCAAAGUUGUCAUGACCUAUGGAGAGCAAGUAGCAUGGUAUUCAUCCCAGCUGGUGGAGCUUAAAUAAUGAGCUGAAAACCAAGUUUACACUUUGUUUUCUGUGCUUCAUCUGGAAAGACCCUGAUGGGUUCCUGUAAAAGAGGUGUCUGAGUCUGCAAGUAAAGAAUCUAGAAGGAAUUCCAGAGUUUGCUCCCUGAGUAAAAGCUUUAUGUUUGUUAGAACUUGUGCCUUUGGGAGAUGUCCAGUAUGCAUGCCUCAUAGUGUUCCCCUUAUCAUGAAACAAGUCUGUGACAUGUCCACGAUUUUUACAUACCAUUGUAGCUUAAACUCUGGAUUCAUCUACCAGCUUUAUUCCUGAGCUAUAAUGGGCAGCUGCUCCCCCUUCUUCCUUUUUGGCGUUUGAAUUAUUGGGGGAAAGUCACAAGGCAUGAGUAUAUAUUUGCAACCUUCAUAUUGCUUUCACAUCCAAGUAAGGAUUAGCAGCUUUAUUUACAAGAAAUAAACCUUUUUCGUAUUUGGCUGUACAGUUCAGGUGGAAUUCUUGCAUGUAAAACAAAGAUGGAGCUCAUUUUGUGUAGUUGUUAGGCAUUGUUAGAUUCUAACAAUAUGAUAAAUAGUCAUCUUUUCUAACAAUGUGAUAAAUAGCCAUCUUUUAGCCUCAGACCUUCUACCAUCUGCACUAUGAGGAAAUCUGGCCUCUUUUACAAAGGAGAACAGGAGAAGGCAAGCAUAUUAUGCCUUCAGCAAGAAACUUCUGAAACUUCUAAGUGGCUUCUAAGAUGACUAACCAUCUCAAAGCUAGCCCUAAGCAUGUUUACUCAAAAGUCUCCUUAAGUUCAUUGGAACUUCAUAAGUUCAUUUAGGAUUACUGUUUCUGAGUACUUUAUGAACCUUGAAAACAAAAGUGAAGCUGAGUUAGAGUAUGCUCAAUUUUGUGUGUGAAGGCUAUGUUUUCCCGGUCCGACCUGGCCACAGUGAUCGUUGCGACCGUCAUCUCCAGGCUUGACUACUGUAACUCGCUCUACGCGGGGCUGCCCUUGAAACUGUCCCAGAAACUCCAGCGGGUGCAGAAUGCUGCAGUGAGGCUCCUCAUGGAGUCCUUGCCAUGGGAGCAUAUUCACUCAGUGCUUUACCAGCUGCACUGGCUCCCAGUGGAGUACUGGGUCAGGUUUAAGGUGCUGGUUUUGACCUUUAAAGCCCUAUGCGGCCUAGGGCCUUCGUACUUACAGGACCGCCUCUCCUGGUAUGCCCACAGAGGACCCUAAGGUCCGCGAAUCAUAACAGCCUAAGGGUCCCAGGCCCUAAAGAAGCCAGAUUAUCCUCCACCAGGGCCAGGGCCUUUUCAGUGAUGGCACCGACCUGCUGGAAUGCUCUGUCCCAUGAGACUAGGGCCCUGCAGGACUUGAUCUCCUUCUGCAGGGCCUGUAAGACAGAGCUGUUCUGCCUGGCCUUCAAUUUAGCCUGAUCCUCCAUUCCUUUUUCCCUCCCCUUUUUCUAUGAAGAAACCUUUCUGGGUCCCCACAUUUAAAUACUUGCUGGCCUUAGCAGGACUAACGUGGCUAGUUAGUGCUGGCAAUGCUAUAUUUAUGUUGUAUAUUAUGCCGCCCUGAGCCCGGGGUGGGUGGGUUAUACAUAAAAAUUAUUAUUAUUAUUAUUAGUUUUUAAACACUGGUGAUAGUAAGUGAUCUUACUCUUUGGACAGUGUGAUUUACUCCCUACUAAAUGUCACACACCACUACUUGGUCAUCUGCUUUGCAUGCAGCAGAUCCCAGGCUCAGUCCUUGGCAUCUCCAAGUAGGGCUGGGAAAUUCUGAAACCUGGGGGAUCCAGCCACUGUAGAUUGUACUGAACUAGAUAGACCAGUGGUCUGAUUCAGUAUAAGCCUAAGGCAACUUCCUAUGUACUUGUUUUAAAACUAAGGCUGUGACAUAUCUUUUUAUAGUAGCAACUUCUCCAACCCCCUUACCCCUCUUAUUUGGCUGUGCAUGCUACAUAGGGAAACUUUCUAUUGGCUUCAUGGGAAGACUUCCUUUGUAGCUGCUUAACUUCAGACUUACUGGCAUUAUUGAGAAUAGGGACCAUUUGAAACAGUUUUUUGGUUCACAAGUAAGUAGAAAUCCAAACCACCCUGGCUUAGCCCCCCAGUCCUGAACACAGCACAAUGGAUCUUUGAAAGGUUUCUUUUAAAAAACCCCAACAACCCCGAAAGCCAACCAUCCUCAGAUAUGCAGGUAAAGGACAUCAUACAUCACUUGACAAUGCCUGUCUUAUUUCCCCAAGGGGAAAGGUUACCUGAGUGGCUGAAAACAAGAAAAGCACGGAGAUGACUCGUAGGUUGCUUAUUUUGGGCAUAGCGCACUGUUCAACAAAAUUAGGGCUGCUAAUAAUUACGCAGUUUAAAAAUACCAAGAAACAGCCUCGAGGUUAGUUCAGAUAUUUCAAAUACUGUUGGGAAGCGGUGGGUGGCAGCAAUGGAUUGCAAAUAUACUACUUUACCACAGUAGUGUAAGAAGUGGCCAAGGCUUUCCUCCCAUUGAGUGCAAGCCUAGUGGAGUGUGUUUGCAGUCCUUGGGUGUUCCGAACAGUGCAUAUAGCCUGCCAAGUUUUUUACUGCUUAGUCCAGUCACUUCAUCGAGGUCCCUGAAUAACAAAAUUCUUUUAUUAAAAACUGGAAUAGGGAACCUUUGGCCCAUCAUCCCUCACCAUUGGCCAUCCAACAGCACCUGAAGUGUCCCAGGAUUUGCCAUCCCUGCUUUAUAACAAAGAAAAGUUUGGCUUGCAGGAAGACCUGGCAGGAAGAUCUGGUCUAUGCAAAUAUUAAAUCAGGUAGCAAAACUUAUCAGGAAAACAUUUUUGUAAUACUAGCCUCCUUUAAACCUAGCUUUGUACAUGAAUAUUUUUCCUUCCUGAACUGGGCACCACUGUCAUAGUUAAAGAGCUAAACUCAGCUGCCUGUUCAUGAGAACAAUUUCUCAUUGGGACAUAUUCAAGAUCUCUGAUGUUACAAUGCACUUUUAAAAUUAGUUUUUGCUCCCUCACAUUUCAGUUCAGGCUUGCCAGUGGCUUCUGCUAAGUUUGCUGUUAGUGUAGAGGGAAUGAUAGGCACCUUUAUAUAUUACAUACAAAACCUAAAGGAUAUGCAGCAUUAAGAACAUCGAAAGAGCCCUGCUGGAUCAGGCCAAAGGCCUAUGUAGUCCAGUAUCCUGUUGUCACAGUGUCAGCCAGAUGCCCCACUGGGAACUCCACAAGCAGGGCCUAGCUUCAUGGGAAGAUACUCAGUAUCCUGGAAAUCUGAUUCAGUGAUCGUAUGAUUUCUAAGGUUGUCAAUAGGAGAUUGCCUUAUUAUUAUUAUUAUUAUUAUUAUUAUUAUUAUUAUUAUUAUUAUUAGCACACAGCGUCUGCUUUCUAAAAAGAAAGUUGGCAGCCAAGAAAAAGGAGCAGCUGCAAUUAGAGACUUAAGAAUAGGUUUGAUGGAGCAGCAUUUGUUUAUAGAUUCCAAAUAAAUGAAUUGGUCAAUGACUUAAUAAUUUCCUUGGUAGCUAUUUUGGGUUAUGGUGGACAAGCCUGCUGUACCCCUUUGAAGUGAACUACCUGCAAAAAAUGUCAGCGCUGACAUUCCCCUCUUGGCUUACGACUGGUAGUUUGGGAGGGCAGCAAACUUUUAGCUUCUCAUCACUAAUCCCUUUAUAAUUGAG
Zootoca vivipara (common lizard) is the source of this 13204-nucleotide messenger RNA. RefSeq names its product calmodulin regulated spectrin associated protein 1 (gene CAMSAP1). Gene Ontology annotation, molecular function: calmodulin binding; microtubule minus-end binding; spectrin binding. Gene Ontology annotation, biological process: cytoplasmic microtubule organization; neuron projection development; negative regulation of microtubule depolymerization. Gene Ontology annotation, cellular component: microtubule minus-end. The record is from RefSeq and is a predicted model, not a curated record. Lineage: Eukaryota; Metazoa; Chordata; Lepidosauria; Squamata; Lacertidae.